UAUACUAGGUGGUGUUCAAGGUUGUACCAGAAUCAUUGCCUUUAGAUACACUGAUUUACAGCAUGCCACAACAAAAUUCAGAGAUAAAUUGGGGGCAGGCAGUUUUGGUUCUAUAUUCAAGGGGGUUUUAAAUGACUCGGUAGCUAUACCAGUGAAAAGGCUUGACGGUGCUUAUCAAGGAGAGAAGCAAUUCAGAGCUGAAGUGAGCUCGAUUGGAGCUGUCCAGCACAUCAAUUUAGUUAAGCUUGUCGGUUUCUGUUGUGAGGGUUCCAAUAGGUUGCUUGUUUAUGAAUACAUGUCCAAUAGCUCUCUUGAUGUCCAUUUAUUUUGAAACAAUCCGAUGAUAUUGAGGUGGACUACUAGAUAUCAGAUAGCCCUGGGGGUUGCUCGAGGUUUAGCCUACUUGCAUGACAGAUGUCGGGACUGCAUCAUACACUGCGAUAUUAAGCCAGAAAACAUACUUCUUGAUGAUUCUUUCAUUCCCAAAGUUGCAGACUUUGGGAUGGCAAAGCUUUUGGGAAGGGAAUUCAGCCGAGUACUGACUACAAUGAGAGGAACUGCAGGGUACCUUGCACCUGAAUGGAUCAGUGGUGUUGCUGUUACACCAAAAGUCGAUGUGUAUAGCUAUGGGAUGAUGUUGCUGGAAAUUAUAUCUGGAAAAAGGAACUCAAGUGCAUCAUGUUCUAGUGGUGGCGAGCUUGAUGUUUAUUUCCCUGUUCAUGCCGCACACAAGCUUCUUGAAGGAGACGUUGGGAGUUUGGUCGAUCAAAGGCUAUGUGGUGACGUCAAUCUGGAUGAGGCUGAACUAGCUUGCAAGGCUGCAUGUUGGUGCAUCCAAGACCAUGAGCUUGAUCGACCAACGAUGGGACAGGUAGUUCAGAUUCUCGAAGGGCUGGUUGAGAUCAGGAUUCCCCCGGUGCCAAGUGUGCUCGAAGCUAUGGCUGAAAGUUCGCAUUCCAUGUGAUCCUAAUCCUUUUGUUUAAGGGAAUCUAGAUGGAUUGCACGGAUAUGUUAUGAUACAGAUGUUUAUAUUUGAAACUACAGAUAAACUGUCCCCUCCUACAUGAGGGACUUGCUCGAUUAUGAUUGUAAGAAUGAUGUUUGAAUUAUAUAGAUAGGUUUGAAACUAUAGAUAUAUUUACUAUACAAAUGUAGUGCCUAUGAUUGGAGAUGCAGCUGUACUCCAUAUUAUAAAGUUGUAAUGGUUUGUAUGUGCUACCACACUUUCAUUGUUUGGAUCCAUGUUGCGCCAUUAUCUUAUAUUCCUUUGUAAAGAAAUAUAAGAGCAUUUAUAGAUCACUAAAGUACUGAUGUAAACACUCUUAUAUUUCUUGAUGGAGGGAGUAUUUUUUUCUCCGCUAAGAACGGCAACACCAAUUUCGUAGUUUCAUCCUCGCUCGGUGUCCGUGAUACUACACUGCAGCGAA
Messenger RNA from Aegilops tauschii subsp. strangulata, 1427 nucleotides. Lineage: Eukaryota; Viridiplantae; Streptophyta; Magnoliopsida; Poales; Poaceae. The record is from RefSeq and is a predicted model, not a curated record.